CUCGGUCGAGGGAGCCCUAGCACAUCGUGUUACACCGUCAGUCGCGCCGUGCCCCUCGCAGACAAGUGUACAUUCGUUGUACUCGUCGCCGCCCGAAAAUUUGUAACACCACCGCAAGUCUAAUACACGAGGCCUAUAUCCGAAAAAAGAGGGAAGUUCCCGCAGUCAUUUGCUCUAAGCAAAAUCGGAGACUUUACAUUGGAGAUCACAGAUACCCGGGGUGGCUGUCAUACAACGUUUCUCGCACGAUCAAGAGGAAAUCGCUACGAGUGAGGAAAGUGAUUAAUAAGUAAUACUCGAUAAAAGAGAGUAUGGGUGAAAAGACGUUCAACCUUACGUGGAAUAAUCAUCUAGCGAAUCUGUCUGGUUUGUUCGAAGCUCUUUACAAAAGUGGCUCCUUGACGGACGCGACUUUGGCUUGCCAGGGUGGCAUGUUAAGAGCCCACAGGUUGGUGCUAGCAGCUUGCAGCCCUUAUUUUGAAAGGGUCUUUAAGGAACAUUACGGAGAGCAACCUAUUCUCAUAUUAAAAGGUGUCGCUAUUGAGGAAAUGGAAUGCCUUUUGGAUUUCAUGUACAAAGGAUCCAUUGAUGUAGCGGAGGAGCACCUUCCUUCGCUAAUAAAAACUGCUACCGAUUUGGAGAUACGUGGUCUCUCUGGGGAAUCGAAAAAUCAAGAGGGUAACUGCAACCUCUAUACCAGGGUUGAGACGCGAAUGCAACGAUGCCAUAUUGAAACUAGAGUGCACACUACCGAAUACAUCAAAGAACCAUCAGUGAUUCCUUUUCUACCAAAACACUCGACCGUCGAUGCGAUGGAGGAUCACAUUAAAGUGGAGGACAUCGAAGUGGAAGAUGAUCCGAUGGUGAUCGACGGGCAUGAGGACAGCUUCGACGAAUUUCCGCAAUCCACGGAAACGCAAAUUAAGCGUAUACCUCCUCCGAUGUACAAGCGGGAAACUAGAUUCAAAGGGCAAAAGAGGGUAUCCGUGGGUCGUGUGACACGGAACAAUGAUCCACCGGAAUCGAGAUCGAAAGACUCUUCGCGAGAAUCAAGUUGUGAGGAUGUUUCGAGGAUUGUCAAAUGCGAGCCUAAUCUCAAUGAUGGAUCGGCGGAUGUCUCGGUAUCGGAUGUACAGAGAUCCACGAACGUUGGCACGGACAUAUUGUCGAGAAGAGCGCGGUCGAUUGCGGCGUAUCAUAGAUUUUAUAUCGUGUCGGAGGUGCACUUAGGUGAUUUUGCGCACAACGUUGGUCAAUGGAUUAUACUGAAUUACGCGAUCGUGUAUGAUGAGACAAUAGGCUUACGGUAUUACGGGCACGUUCUCCUUAUGUUCAAAGUCUAA
This is a messenger RNA of Trachymyrmex septentrionalis, 1343 nucleotides long. RefSeq names its product kelch-like protein 12. Lineage: Eukaryota; Metazoa; Arthropoda; Insecta; Hymenoptera; Formicidae. The record is from RefSeq and is a predicted model, not a curated record. Gene Ontology annotation, molecular function: protein binding. Bases 312 to 1343 code for a protein of 343 amino acids. The transcript is spliced from 6 exons. Gene Ontology annotation, cellular component: nucleus. Gene Ontology annotation, biological process: regulation of transcription by RNA polymerase II.